Molecule: messenger RNA, 1230 nt
Organism: Lathyrus sativus (Indian pea)
Lineage: Eukaryota; Viridiplantae; Streptophyta; Magnoliopsida; Fabales; Fabaceae
Source: the annotation of a GenBank genome assembly
AUGAAGCAAAUGGAACAAGAAAAAGCAGAUAUCUUGGAAGCAAGAGCGGUAGAGGAAAUUGAGAUGCCAAUUGUCUCUGACGCAGAUAGACUUGAACAUCUGACACCAAUGUCGUCCAUGUCGUCUAGCAACAAUUAUGUCUGUCGUUUUUCGAGAAAGGAAAACAGUGAUGAUGCGUCGAAUGAAUCGGCGAAGAAGCUUUCUUUACUGAUAGUUUUCUAUGCUGUUGUUAUGGUUGUUGAACUUAUUGGGGGUAUGAAAGCUCACAGCUUGUCUGUUAUUAGUGAUGCUGUGCAUUUGCUUUCUGAUAUUGCUGGAUUUGCUAUCUCUCUCUUUGCGGUGUGGGCUUCGCGUUGGGAGGCAACGCCUCGUCAAUCUUUCGGGUACAAUCGUCUUGAGGUUUUGGGGGCUCUUUUAUCUGUUCAGUUAAUUUGGUUCAUAUCUGGUUUUUUAAUAUAUGAAGCAGUUGGUAGAAUUGUUAAUAGAAAUGAUAGUGUGAAUGGAAAGCUCAUGUUUGCAAUUGCAACAUUUGGUUUUGUUCUUAACUGUAUUAUGGUUUUAUGGCUUGGUCAUGAUCAUAGUCAUCAUCAUGGAUUUGGAGAUUCACAUGGUCAUGGUCAUGAUCAUUCUCAUGGUCAUGAUCGUCAUCAUUCUCAUGGUCAUGACCGUCAUGAUCAUAGUCAUAGUCAUCAAUGUGGUGGAGACGCGGAUCAUGAUAAUGGGAUGGAGGAACUGUCUAAAGUAACUGAUGAGGAGAAUCUUACCAUGAUUUCAAAUGGUAAGAGGAAAACAAAUGUUUUGAAUAUUAAUAUCCAAGGGGCUUAUUUGCAUGUGAUGACUGAUAUGAUUCAAUCUCUUGGAGUGAUGAUUGCCGGAGGAGUAAUAUGGGCUAAACCCGAAUGGUUUAUAGUUGAUCUUUUAUGUACUCUCGUUUUCUCGGUUUUAUCCUUAAGUACUACUCUAACAAUGCUUAAGAACAUUUUUGGCAUUCUGAUGGAAAGGACGCCGAGUGAGAUUAACAUCAUUCAGCUCGAAAAUGGUCUUAGAAGUAUCAAAGGACUGCAGGAGAUACAUGAUUUGCACGUUUGGGCUAUAACCGUUGGUAAACUUUUUCUAUCGUGUCAUGUAGUAGCUGAACCUGGCAUUAGUUCUAUUGAUUUACUUGAUACAAUUAAACAGUAUUGUGAAAACACUUACCAAAUACAACAUGUAACCGUACAAAUUGAGUAA